AUGAACUUCUACCCCGUUCCACCGGUCAUUCAAGCCGAGGUAUUCGUACGAAUCCCUGAUGCACUCAGAUGCACUGGGCAAGCUACCGAUUGGAGGGGUGGAUCAAGCAGUCCGCCAUCGGAAAUCUUCCUUGAGGGGCCGACAUGGCUCAGCAGUGGGGACCUCUACGUGACCGACAUUCCCUACGGUCGGAUUUUGAAAAUAGAUGCGCAAAAACAGGUCACCGAGUGUGUUCGGUAUGAUGGGGAACCAAAUGGACUCGUCGUCCGUGACGAUGGAUGUAUGAUCGUAGCCGACUACAAACAGGGACUUUUACUCUUUGAUCCGGUCGCAAAGACUAUCUCUCCCUUUUUGACACGCCGGAAUCUGGAACGUUUCAAAGGCCCCAAUGACCUCAUCAUCUCUUCCAAAAAUGAAAUCUAUUUCACCGAUCAAGGCCAAACGGGCAUGACUGAUCAAACCGGUCGCGUGUAUCGACUUUGUCCUGAUGGCAAGCUCGACUGUCUUGUUGAUAAUGGCGUAUCUCCUAAUGGAAUCGCCUUGUCGCCAGACGAGCGGUUCUUGUACGUGGCUAUGACUCGUUCCAAUGCUGUCUGGCGACUGCCUCUUCACGCGGAUGGCUCGACCUCCAAAGCGGGACUAUUCUUUCAAUCGUUCGGGUGUGCUGGGCCGGAUGGAUUAGCUGUGGAUGAAGAGGGUAGUCUGUUUAUCUGCCAUCCUAGCCUUGGAUCUGUUUUUGUCGUUGAUGCGGAGGGGGUACCCAAAGCGCGGAUUGUUACUGCACCUGAAGGAGGGAAGAAUCUGACUAAUUGUACGUUUGGAGGGGAGGAUGGGAAGACGAUCUUUAUUACGGACAGUAUGAAAGGUAAUAUUCAGUGUGUGAAAUGGCAUUGUAAGGGCACAGUGAGACCGCAUUGA
Molecule: messenger RNA, 918 nt
Organism: Penicillium cataractarum
Lineage: Eukaryota; Fungi; Ascomycota; Eurotiomycetes; Eurotiales; Aspergillaceae
Product: SMP-30/gluconolactonase/LRE family protein
Exons: 2
Coding region: 1-918 (305 amino acids)
Source: RefSeq, a predicted model, not a curated record